This is a messenger RNA of Solea senegalensis (Senegalese sole), 2969 nucleotides long. RefSeq names its product RAB24, member RAS oncogene family (gene rab24). NCBI's taxonomy places the organism in Eukaryota, Metazoa, Chordata, Actinopteri, Pleuronectiformes, Soleidae. Gene Ontology annotation, molecular function: GTPase activity; GTP binding. The record is from RefSeq and is a predicted model, not a curated record. The coding region runs from base 1195 to 1806 and encodes 203 amino acids. The transcript has 9 exons.
ACUCGCGAUAAGUAAAAUGGCGUGGCAUAUAAUGUUAAACCCUCACAAUUUAUCAUUUUACCCUGCACUUUAAAACUGUAUUAGUAUUUUGGAACCCUUCAAACGUAUCUUAGUAGAACAAAUAAGGUCUGGAAUAGCCCUUUAAAAGUAUAUUAGUCAGGAAAAAGUAGUAUUUUGGAAGCCUUCAAAAGUACAUUUGUAGAACGAAUUGGGUUGGAAUAUGCCUUUAAAACUAUAACUAGUAAAACAAUGUAGUAUUUAGUAUUUUUUAUGACAGUAAGAUAACUCUCAUAUUUAGGUGGAAUAAACCUCAAACCCUUCUAGAAGCGCAUCUGGCAUUGCAGGAACAUAACAACUCUGCCAUUACUAUGUGUCAGCAGACUCUACUAAAUCAACUGGUAUUUAUUACACUUUAACACCAGGGAUCACAAACUCAACCUGGGGGUAACCUGGGGGCCAUUUCGUGUCCAUGAGCAUCAUCACAAUACCGCAAUAACAAUACAUAAUUUUUAUAUCUGCGAUAUCUGUGACGUCAUUUUCACUACUGAAUUGCAGAUAAUUAUCUGAAAUUGUAGUUUGGACUAUUAAAAAUUACGUCAAGUAAAUCUGUAACGGUAAAAGUUAAAAACGAGUUUUCUCUAAAUACUGACGACUCAUCCAACCUUUGGAAUAAUGGUUACGUAACUUCCGGUAAUUGUGUCAUGCUAUUCGGACACUUCCGUUCCCUAGAAACCGCCUCUCUCGCCUGUGGUUCCCACCCAAACAAACAAAGCUCAGUGUGAUAUUCACUCCCCUCAUAAACACAACUCCGCCUGCAUUGCGGCAGCCAGCACGUCCCCUGUCCGUUAUCUGGAUUCAGAGAAUGGAGCUCUUGUAAAAACCACGGACGAUGUUCACCGUGUCUGUCUGAAUUAUUACCUCACUCAACGACGUGCUCGUAUUUUCUCGGUAGCGUUGCACAACAGUUGUGGUGAGGUAAGUAAGGCUAGCUAGCUGCCACUGUCUGUGCCCGGACAGCAGAGGCUGGGCAGAGAUGAGCGGGUUAAAACAGGUGUGGUAGCCACGGAUAACGACCUGACCUCCCGAUAGAGUUUCUGGAAAUCCACGAGUACAAACUAACAGCAAGUCCUUUAGUGAAGUAAACUAACCCCCGUCACCACUGCCUGCUGCUGCUGUGGUCUCCAAACUGUCACUAUGAGUGCAAUUCGUGUGGAUGCCAAGGUGGUGAUGCUGGGAAAGGAGAGUGUGGGGAAGACCAGCUUGGUGGAGAGAUAUGUUCACAAUCGCUUUUUGGUUGGUCCAUAUCAGAACACUAUUGGAGCUGCUUUUGUUGCCAAACCAAUCCAGAUCGGCGAGAAAGUGGUGACUCUGGGAGUAUGGGACACAGCUGGAUCAGAGCGCUAUGAAGCUAUGAGCAGAAUCUAUUACAGAGGAGCCCGGGCAGCCAUAGUCUGCUAUGACUUGACGGACAGCAGCAGCUUUCAGCGAGCUCGCUUCUGGGUGAAAGAGCUGCAAAACUGUGAAGAGCACUGUAAGAUCUACCUGUGCGGCACUAAAGGUGAUCUGAUUGAGGGAGACAGAAGCGUGCGCCAAAUCGACUACCAUGACGCUCAGGACUUUGCUGAAGAGAUCGGAGCGCAGCAUUUUGAGACCUCGAGUAAAACUGGGAAAAACGUGGACGAGUUAUUCUAUAAAGUUGCCGAGGAUUACAACAACUCAGCGUUCCAGUACAUGACAGAAGAGACUGGAGUGGAUUUGGGCCAGAAGAAAGACUCUUAUUUUUACAGCUGUUGUCACAACAACUGAUGCUGGAGCAACUUGAAAAGUGAAACAAGUGGAAAAACGACGGCCUUCUCUCAGCUGGAGUCAAACGUGGGCAGGUGCUGGAUAUCUCUGCUCUAAGUGUGAAGGAGGAAUCCGACCGUUCUCAUAAUACCUUGUUAUUAGAUGUGUUUAUUUCUUUUGUGCCAUAAAGAACAAAAGGAUCCACUGUGACUGCAGCGGUUACUGAGCUGGUGAGGGAUUUUAAAAAGCAAACGCUUCCACUUUUCACCCACAUGUGUCCCAUGUCCUUACCUCUGUGCGCGGUGACCUGUGACCUGCAGUAGUGAGGAAGUUAAUGACGUUGCCUGAAAACAAGGAUCCUCUUGAGAAGCCGAUGCUGUUAGUUGUGGACACAGUGCACUCCAGGGUGCUGAAUGCUUCGUUUACAGUAGUUAUUUUUUCUUUUGUGAAGCUUUUUCGUCGUCACGCUUGCACACUUUCAACGGCACCUACAUGAACGGAUGAAAGAGGAGAGGAUAUUUAUUAAACACAGACUUUAUUCUGAUCAUUCUCAGCCGUACUUUGUCGACUUGAAAAUGGAGUAUGUUAACGAGUGUUAUCUUUAUAAAAGGUCUUUAUAUGCACAUGGCAAAUCACAGGACCAUGCAUGUGUCCAACCUGAGGACGUCUGUGGAGCUGUGUCUCACCGCUAUCACUACAUUUGUCACAUGACGCCCGUGGAUGUACGCAGAGCUGAUGGGGAUGUGACCGGCGAGCCCCAGAUCCACGUCCGUCACACCUGGAUUCUUACAACGGCAGAGGAGUUACAGACAAGCUCACAGUGAAAGGACAGGAUUAGCUCGGCAUCGUUCCGUGAUGUAUCAUUAGCAUCAUAAGCUAAGCUGACACGUUCAACUCUAACUUAAAAACUCUGAGUGGAAAAGUUUCCCUCAGCUGUGGCACAAAAAACACGUUAUUGUACAAAUCAUCAUCAUCAUCAGAGUAACAUUUACAGCUCUCCUCAAAUGUCCUGUCACUCAUUUAUUGCUGCCAGUUGUGGGGAAAAUAAAUGGACUCAUCUCAGUUUCUCCUGCUGCUGCUUUUGUGUCGUCGUGUGAGUAAGUCGACAUUUUUGAGCACAAUAUUUUUUAACUGAAGAGUGUUGCAGACAAACAAAUAUGCUAAAAUAAAACCUGUGGAAACAA